Messenger RNA from Paramuricea clavata, 1615 nucleotides. The record is from the annotation of a GenBank genome assembly. NCBI's taxonomy places the organism in Eukaryota, Metazoa, Cnidaria, Anthozoa, Malacalcyonacea, Plexauridae.
AUGAUUCAUGCGGCAGCAUCAGCACUCGGAACGAAGAUUUUGUCUAUAUAUCCACCAGUCAACAGACUGCUAGAUAAAACUGUUUCCAUUCUGCAUAGAACAUUCGACCCAAACAAAGAUUGCUCGCCUAGACCACCUAUCGUCCUCAUGUGGUCCAAUGUUUCACGACCCAGAACCGGCGUCACAUGGCUCCCUAAUCAUUUCGUUCCGCUAUUGCUUAUGAAACCACCAGAAGGUGUAGAUAUGACAGAAAGCGUGGAAAAAACCAUACAAAAUGAUGAUCCCAAAACGUCUACACCUACCAGCAAAAAGAAGGUAAAACUAUACGUAAUAUUUAUAAUAUAGUCAUUCACCGUAUAUGAGCUGUUCUGCAAUCUGAUUGGUUGAAUUACUCGCCGUAUAUCAGCUCAUAUACGGCGAGUAGCGAAAAACAAGAUGGCGGUCCAAAAACUACAUGAGUUUUGCGAAGCAGAAAAAAGGAAAAUAUUCGCUUUGAGAAAGAUAAUAGUACAUGGAAAAACUAUAUAAAAAAAUUUGACAGGUUAGCAAAAUACAUUUAUUACAUAGAAGUUAGUUUAAAUAGGUUUUUUAAAGAAUUAAUACUGAAACAACAAUGAAAAAAACAUGUUCAUUGAGAAUAAAAAUUGUUCAGAAAAGUUUGCAACGAAAGACAACUUACUAUACUACCAAACAUCUGUAUAAUAUAUCUGAGCUUUUCUGUGAGAUAUACCGGUUCUAAAACCAUUUCAUUCACUUCGUCUUCGAGUUGUAAAACAAAAGUAUUUCAAAUUUUCAAGGCCAAGUGGUUUUUGGCCAAACAAAUUGUCAAGAUGUUAUAGCAGAGGAUAAUUAAUUAUUGCUUCAGUUAAUGGCUAUUAGAGUACAUUAUAAAACAAUUAUACCAUUCGCUCUCGUCAUAUAUGGCUGAUAGCCGACUCGGUGCUACACACCUCGUCGGCUAUCAGCUCAUACACGACUCGAGCUCAUGGUAUAAUUGUUAAGUAUAUUCACCCAGUGACGUCAUAUCUGGUGACUUUGACUGUGAAAAAGUUGAUCAAAUUCAGUAUAUUGUUUCAUCAUGUUUAUAUUUUGCAACAAUUGCCGAGCGUGCGUAGAACUCAUGUUAGAAUGCCCACCAUUAACCUGCGAACGGGCAUUCUCGGGGAACGAGAUUGGAAGCAGGCUGGUCAUUUCCCAUUGUUUAACUGCCCCAAACUCACCCCACACUCAAGUAACCACAAAGACUCGCAGAUGUUGCUUCACAACAUGCGUGAGUCAAAAACAAUGUAUAAUUAAUGUUUCUUUCCCUAAUUCCAUUGCGUAGUACGACUUGAAAGCAUCACUAAAUCUUCCAUGGAGUCCUGUCAGGACAGAGAAUAAACCAUCCAGCAAUUCUACCAAACUGUCACACCCUCCAACUAAACUUAUUGACCCAGACUCUCUAACAAGUAGUAUAGAAUCGUACGGCUCGGAAACAAAUAGUACGGAAACAGGCAACUUAAAAACAAAUAAGUUGGAAACGAACGGCUCCGAAGCGGAAACAAGCGGCUCGGGGAAAGAUAUGAGUGAAACGAAUGGCUCGGAAGCGGAAACAAACGGCUGGGGGAAGAUAUGA